AUGAAUGAGUCAUUUGUCUUUCUUCUGUGUGUCUCUCAGAUUACUGAGAUGGGGAAGGAUUCCCUCCCUGCCUGGCUGCACUGGGACGCCAGCAGCAGAAUCCUGCAGGGUCUUCCUUUGGAGGAGGACAAAGGCGUCCAUUACAUCUCCGCAUCCAUCUCCAACCACACAAAGUCCUCUUCUUCAGAGGUGUUUUCCAUCGAGGUUCAUCCUGAAGAUCAUCUGGAUGCAGACGCAGCCCAGCUGUCAUCCAACCAGGCCACUGCUGAGGACGACGUCCAGCCGUUCAUGUGUGGAAACGAGGAACCGGUCACGGUGCUGACGGUGAUCCUGGACGCAGAUUUAACCAAAAUGAGCUCAGAGCAGAGGGUGGAGCUGCUGGAUAAGAUGAGGAGCUUCUCUGGGGUGGGGCUCCAGCACAUGAAGAUACUCCCCGUGGUCAACAACAGGCUGUUUGACAUGUCUGCGUUCAUGGCUGGGCCAGGGAAUGCUAAAAAGGUGGUGGAGAAUGGAGCUCUGUUGUCGUGGAAACUCGGAUGCUCAUUGGACCAGAGCACAGUCCCAAACAUCAACAGUGUCCAGGGUCCAGCAAAGGAAGGCACCAUGUCGGCCAAGCUGGGCUACCCCGUGGUGGGGUGGCACAUUGCCAACAAGAAGCCUCAUGUCCCGAAGAGAGUGAGACGACAAUUAAACAACACUCCCACACCUGUUCUGGCUGUGCUUCCCCCUACGACUGUGGUGGAGCCUCCAGUGAGGAUCAUCCCGACCCUCUCCUCCCCCUCUAUCGCCGCACCAACUGAAAGCUCAGCCCCCCCUGUAAGAGGCCCUGUUCCCCUUCCAGGCAAGCCUACCAUCAGAGUCCGUGACCCCAUCGCCCACACACCAACCUUGGGACCUCCUCAACCAACAAGGGUGAUGGAGACUACCAGCACGAUUCCCAUCCAGCCAACCAUGACCAGGCCCACGUAUGUGGAAGCGACAGCCACACUGCCCACAACUACCAAAAGACCUACCAAGAAACCCAAGAGGCCUAAAUCCACACCGGUGCCCAGAGAGUCAAAGACCUCUACAGCAAAGCCGGCCGCACGCACCACCCCAUCACCAGGUGUUAUCGUGGAUCCAUCCAAUCACAAGCCAAGCCUGAAAAACCCCCUCGACCAGGUCAAUGCAUUGGUGGGCACCUAUUUUGAGGUUAAGAUCCCGCUGGAUACAUUCUUUGAUUAUGAGGACGGCACAACCGACAAGCUGCGUCUCACCUUGAGACAGAACCACAAUGAAGUGGUUGGCGAAGGUUCCUGGAUCCAGUUCAACACCACCAGCCAACUUCUGUACGGCCUGCCUGACGUCCAACAUGUCGGGAAACACGAGUACUUCAUAUAUGCAACUGACAAAGGAGGCCUGAAUGCAAUCGAUGCUUUUGAGGUCCGUGUAAACCGCUGGCCCGUCAAUGACAAGACCCCGGUGAUCUUCACAGCCCGAUUCGAUGGAGCGCCACAUUCAGUAACGCACGACAUCCACAAGAAAAUCCUUCUGGUCAAGAAGCUGGCGUAUGCCCUUGGGGACCGCAAUAGCAGUACAGUGAGUCUGCUGAAUAUCAGCAAAGGGUCCAUUGUAGUGGAGUGGACAAACACCAGCCUCCCGCAGCAUCCGUGUCCAAGGGAACAGCUCCUGCUCAUGAGCAGAACACUCGCUAAUAGUGACGGAAGGCCCUCGCAGACCUUCAGGUACGCUAUGGAGCCUGAGUUUAGACCUCUGGAUGUCAAGGUCAAAGGAAGAGCAAGCUGCAGAAAGUACUCCUUUGUCCCACCAGGGGAGAUCGAUAUACCAGAACCUCCAGCUGUCACCCCAGCUCUGGGAACAGGCCGUCAGAGCACAGACGACGUCUAUCUCCACACAGUCAUUCCUGCUGUGGUGGUUGCAGCAAUCCUGCUCAUAGCAGGAAUCAUUGCAAUGAUCUGCUACAGGAAGAAGCGAAAGGGCAAGCUGACCAUCGAAGACCAGGCCACCUUCAUCAAAAAAGGUGUUCCCAUUAUCUUUGCGGACGAACUCGAUGACUCUAAGCCGCCUCCAUCUUCCAGUAUGCCCCUGAUUCUGCAGGAAGAGAAACCCCCACUUCCACCUCCCGAGUACCCCAACAUGGCCACACCAGAGACCACUCCUCUCAACCAGGAACUGCUGGGGGAGUACACCGCUCUGCAGGAUGAAGACCCCAACGCCCCUCCCUACCAGCCACCACCUCCCUUCUCCACUCCCAUGGAGGGCAAGGGUUCCCGUCCCAAGAACAUGACUCCCUACAGAUCACCACCUCCCUACGUGCCGCCCUAAGACUAGUUCAACCCUCCCCUCGUAGGGCGGAGGGAGAGGAUGCCUGAGGAACUGCGACGGUUUCCAUUCUGGUGUCUGUCUGGACAUUUACAGGGAGAGAUGACAAGAGGUGCUAAAGUACAAAACAGCUACAAGGGAUUAAGGUUUGGGAGGGGGAGUGAUGAGUGGGGUGGGGUUUUACAGUGGACACAUGGGAUGAUCAGUUGAAACAGCUGGGAGCGACUACUGUUUCAGUGCUCGCCCAGCUACUACAGUGGCCUAAGACAAACAAAUUCUCGUCAGCACUGGCUUUCGGGUCGACCAGUUGGUCAGAAGCGACAAUUGGGAGACGUGCGCUCCCUUCCCAGCAGCAUUUUACUUUUUCUUCUGUUGAUCUGGAUACUUGCUUUUAUUUUAAAAUUUUAGUUUUCAUCUUUAGCCCGAGAUUAUCACUUUUCUUUUUUGGGGGGGCUGAAUCAUUUGCCUAACAACUCUUUUGUCUUGCUUUGAAAUAAUACGAGGAGACAGUGGACUGCCAUCAGAUCGCUGCAGGCAACAACUCGUACGGAGACUGAGAUUCUCUGAGUACGGAAAAGAAAAAGCAAAGAGUCUCAAGUCCUCCGGCAGACGACACAAGAGGACGGGAGGCCGCGGAGUGUGUGCACGUUUGAAUGAGUGGGUGUGUUUAUUCAGAUUCAGUACGGUUUGCCUUUUAACACUAGUUGUCUAUUUCUAUCCUUAUUCACGAUGUCUAGUAAAGAUGAGAAUAACAUGGUAGCCUAAAAAAGAUUUAGAGAUAAAUAAUAAUUUCUUUGUUUCAUUGGUUUUUAAAAUUCACUGUAUAUCUGCAGGAUGUCCUGAUAGCUUGUGUUAUAUUUUGUUGGGUGGUGGAGGAAAGAGAGAAGAAAGGGAUCGCUCACUGAAAUAACCUGCGGGAGCUUUUUUAUUCCUGUUCAUUGCAACAAUAAUAAGACAAUCGAUAAUUACAGACCUUUUUAAUGAUAAAUCAAGAAUUUAAUGGUAAAUCAGGAUUUAAAUGUAAAAAUGUAUCUCAUCUAAUUUGACCUUAAUUUGGUGACUUGACGUGAACACAGGGAACAAGAGCUCCACAGUUUAUUUUGGUCCAGCGUUGAUUAUUUUUUUAUACAAGUCUGAGGAGAAAGAUUUUGUGCCAUGGAGACCGUCCCGGACGGGAUUGUACAGAUACUCACAUUUUAAAGGUCACAGAGGAGACGAGAGUUGAGACGGAGGCAGAAAGAAAGAACCGUAAAUUUCUAGAAAUUAGCGAUCAGAGAAAAUCUCCCUCUAAUUUUCUUAAUUUUAAUUUUUUACAAAGUUUUUGAUACAGCCUCAAAUUGUUUGAUUAUUAAACGAAAAGCGGAUUAAUGAUUAGUCUUCUGUGAUUUGUAAAAUCUUAGACUUGAACUAUGAUUCAGUUAUGUACACUUUAUUUUGGUCAUGGGUCACAGAAUUCAAGUGUUUUAUUUUAUCGUGUGUGUUUGCAUAUCGAAAUGUAUCUCCCAUUAUCCACCGAAGGAAUGACCCAUAUUUUAUGUAAUCACAAAUUUUAUUUUUAUGUCCUUAAGUUUGCUGAUGAGUAUCAACUGAAAGUGACCCUUUGCAAUAAUAAUGUAAGUCGGCUCAGCGACUGGUCGAUGCCAGUGACUCGUCAUAAUAUUGUUGGUUUUUGCAGGAUGCCAAGGCUUUUGCUUUUCAAGUGUGCAUUGUCAUAAUAAAACCAACUGGUACGAUAAAAACACUG
Messenger RNA from Paralichthys olivaceus (Japanese flounder), 4066 nucleotides. The record is from RefSeq and is a predicted model, not a curated record. NCBI's taxonomy places the organism in Eukaryota, Metazoa, Chordata, Actinopteri, Pleuronectiformes, Paralichthyidae.